UACACUCGUCCCCAGGACAAAUAACAGGGUUUACCUCUUCCUUCCUUUGAGUUAUGGUAGCGUGAAGGAUGUACCAUGAGCACCGGGCUGUCGCUUCUUUGAGUCGGACUGCUUUGAAGCGAGGGGGGCUCCGGCGCAUCUUGGGCUUGUUUCGCAGUUGAAUUAUUUUGCUGAACAUGUUGGGAUCAGACUGAAGCAUCAUGGAUCCUGAGGAGUUAGAACUGCAGAAUGACUACCGAUACCGCAGCUAUGCGUCGGUCAUUGAAAAGGCGCUGCGAAACUUUGAGUCCUCGAGUGAGUGGGCAGAUCUCAUCUCCUCCCUCGGAAAGCUCAAUAAGGCCCUGCAGAGUAACCUUCGUUACUCGCUCCUGCCCAAGAGGCUGAUCAUAGGGAAGCGUCUCGCUCAGUGCCUGCACCCGGCACUGCCAAGCGGAGUGCACCUUAAGGCUCUGGAGACCUAUGAGGUCAUUUUCAAAAUCAUAGGAACAAAAUGGCUGGCCAAGGAUCUAUUCAUUUACAGCUCAGGGUUGUUCCCGCUGUUGGGCCAUGCAGCCAUGGCAGUGAAGCCUAUGCUACUGUCCCUGUAUGAGCGUUAUUAUCUCCCACUGCAGAAGGCUUUGGUGCCCAGUCUUCAAGCCUUCAUAACAGGACUACUGCCAGGCCUGGAGGAGGGACUAGAUAUUUAUGACAGGACUGACACGUUACUGUACAAGCUGUCACUGCUGGUGGGUCACCAGGUGUUCUACAGUGCGCUGUGGGGCAGUAUGCUGGUCACCCCUAUGGUGCGACUGCCUGCCUCCAUCUUUAUAGUCUCACAUUAUGACCAAAUGGCAUCCCAGGGCCAGCAAACACACAUGCUGGGCUACGACCACCGACUGGUGAUAAAGUCGGUGUGUCUUUCUCUGCAAGAUUCAAAUGUCCUAGUGCAGAGAAACAUGCUUGAAAUCCUGCUCUACUUUUUCCCCUUUGCUCCAUGCCUGGACCCAGCAGCAGCCGGUAUUGUCAUUACUGGUAAAGACAUGAUAACAAUGGUGUCUUCAGCCUCACUUACCCUACUCCGCAGAGACAUGUCCCUCAACAGACGUCUCUACGCCUGGCUGCUAGGGACUGACAAAAAAGGAGGAAUGGUGGCACCACACCCCACUCUGUCUGCUACCAUAGAGGAACAUACAGCGUUCUACUUCAACAACUAUUCGAGAGAUUUCCUUGUGCAGGCUCUGAUUAACAUCCUCAAACAGAAAGAUGUGGAAAAUGACCCAGAAAAUGUGAUUGGAUACCUCCGGCCUUUUCGUAUCAUCAUGAGUCUGCUGGAUAAACAAGAGAUAGGUCCGGUGGUCUUGAGCAGUGUGUUGCUGGAGGUGGUCCGAGCUUUCUACAGCUAUUGUCAAGAGAUGGUCGGGGAAAAGACCACCACCAGCUCAGGGCUCUCAGGCAACCAGCUAGCCAGGAUGAAAGAGAAUAAAAAUGCCUCUGAGAUCAUAAAGACAAUGAAUAUGCUUGUGAGCUCCAUGAACAGUGAAUACCUGUGGGAGUACAUGACCCGACGCUUCUGCAUUUCUAUCAGUGACAAAGAUGACCCACCAACACCUCCUCCGCAGGAGCGAAAUCACCCCGCUCCGUCUGUCUCAGAGAUGUCCAGUCUCAUCAUUUUCCUGCUUGACGUUCUUCCUCUGGAGCUCCAUGCUGACAUCCAGUCCCAGUACCUUCCUAAGAUGCUGGGCACCAUGCUGCAGACCCUGCACAGCCACAUUGACUUUGUUAGCUUGGAAGAUAUAACACAGAGUCUGCGCGCCUGCUUUAAGGUCCUGAGUAAGAUCCAGAUGCCUGUGGCGUUUAUGGAAGUCGAGGCAGUGUCGCAGACAGAGGAAAUGGAGCAGCCACCAGAGGAGGAAAACAAAAAGGAUAUAGAGAAGGAGGAAGAGAAAGAUGGCAGUGUUGCUCAGGUUAAUGGACACAAUGGAGAAGAAGAGCUGAACCGAGAUAGUGGAGAUGAGGCAGAAGCUACAGAUGGUGUUUACCCAACACUCAGGUCUGAAGACAGCGGAUUGGGUGUCAGCGCCUCACCUUCAGAGCAGCAUCUCCCACCAGGAAUGGGGGUGGAGGAGGAGGGAAAUGGACUUUGCAAAGAAGAUGAGGGAGUGUGGAGGCAGGGAGGCAGUGUGGACACCAUGACCCAGUGUCUGCAGAACAUCCUGGCCUUCAUAACCACAAAAUACCUGUUGGUACAGGUGGAGGAUGUUGGAGGACCGGAGGAAGGACCCCAGCCUGACAAGCUUAAACUCAGCGCUGCAGCUGAUGCCCAACUCUCAGCAGCCCCCACAGAGAAGAAAAAGGAUCGUGGGAAUUUAGGUUGUCUGGACUGGGCGGCUGGAUACAUGCCCCGGGGCAGGGCAGAGAUCCCUGAUGCCUGUCGACAGGCUUUCACAGCAACCUGCCACCUGCUGCUGGAGUGCGCCACCUUCCCUGUCUACCUGAGUGAAGAGGAGACUCAUGUUCUCCACACAGACAUGUCUGUCCACACAGGUAGCAACAUCGAAAGCCUGCCAGUAUGGUUGAGGUCCUUGAUGACACUGUGCUGCAUGUCCAGGGAUUACAGCAUCCAGCACAAUGCAGUGGCCUCUUUGUUAGAACUCAUCAACCACUCCCAGUCCUUAGCACUGGUCAUCCAGGACAAGCACAGACGCUACCAAAGAUGUGACUCCAACCCUCUGAGUGGGCGGCUGCAGAUGGUCACUGUGCCACCCAUAUUCCCUGCUGUGCUUCGUGCCAUAGAGGAAGGCACAGAUUUCUAUCAGAGGGUGUCCCAGGUACUGUGGAACCAGCUGGACACAGAGCGGAGAGAGCAGCACAUUUCCUGUGUGGAACUCUUUUACAGGCUUCACUGUUUGGCUCCGUCAGCGUCCAUCUGUGAAGAUAUCAUCUGCCAGGCAAUGUUGCACAAAGACAAGGCUGUUAGGCUGGAAGCACUGCACCGCUUUACAGUUCUGUGGCACCUGACCCGGGAGAUCCAGACCAACAGGGCCAUGUGUCUCAAUCGCUCCUUUGACCGGUCUCUAUGUGUUGUGGUGGACAGUCUGAGCUGUACAGAUGGCUCAAUAAGUGCAGCAGCUCAGUGCUGGCUGGUCAGGGCUCUUUCCCUCAAUGAUGUCGUUCGGAUCCUGGAGCCUAUUCUGUUGCUGCUGCUUCACCCCUCCACUCAGCGCCGCACCAUCCAGAGCAUUAAACAAAAUCUCACUGCUGGGAACCUGAAGGGUCUAAGCAACAGAAGUCGAAACUCCAGCAAAAAUUCUGGGACAUCUGUGGAUUUGAUGGCAACAGAGGUCACCACCUUAAAUCUCAUGAUCAUUGUGGACCGGGAGACCCUGUGGGUAGAGUUAGACAGUGGCCCAGAGGUGGGCAAAACACCAAACACUUUAGUGGAAUCUAGGUGUGAGAGUGAAGAGACAGAAGAGGAGGGGGACAGAGAGCAGGAUGAUGAGGUGGAGGAGGAGGAAGAGGAGGAGGAGGAUGAAGAAGACGUUGAGAGUGAACACACUGAGUCAGCUGACACUAGUGGUGCCCAGGUGUCCACUGAGAACUCCAGCUCAGGCUCCGUCCCCUACGGCACCGUUGAGGAUGGAGGUGUGGUCAACGGCCUGCGGAGGGCAGAAUCAGAUCGCACACAGGCAUCUGAUUCGCUGUCAAGUGAAGAUGAGGAGGAUUUGGAGCUACAGGCCAUGGCCAGGUCUCGCCUGUUAAAACAGGGGCGUGAGAAGAGAGAGGCCAUCGACUCUCUGUUCUGCCAUGUUCUUCUGUAUCCUGUAGCGGGCAGCUGGCGCCAUCUGCUUCAAGGCUUGUCACUGCUAGACAGCCUGCUGAGGAGCAGUGCAGAGUGCCCUCUGGUGGAUGUCCUCUGCCACAAUUCUCUAGACACAAGCUCUGCUGCACAUUUAAACCUGGUCUCCAACCUCCUGCAGCGCCACCAACAGGCUCAGGAUGGUCAUGACUUCUAUGGCGGCUUGCUUUCCCCUUCCUCCUCCCCCUCUGUGCCCCCAUCCCUGCUCAUUGAACUGCUGAUGUGCUUGUGCCUGCGAUUCCUGCGCUCUCAAUUCCCCUCCUAUCUGAUUCUGGGUCCCCUUGACCUGCAGGGGAACAGGGAGGUUCAGGUGAAAAGUGUGGAGGUGCUGACCCGGAUCGUGAACCAGCUUUGCUGCAUGGCACAGAGACAAGAGGGCAAUGGGGCCAGGCUGGAGCACAUCCGCUCACUCCUCUCAGGAUGCAAAGUGCAGAAGUAUGCUCUGAUUACACUUUCUGCCUCCAUGUAUGUCAGCCAGAGGGGGACAGACAAGGGAGUACCCAAGGGUGUGGAGAUGCUGGAUGAGCAGGGACACCUGUCUGAAGAGAGCUUGGUGAAUCUUGGCGCAGGAGGGGGACAGGAACAAUUCCCCUUACAAAUGGAACUACUGAAACUCCUCCAGGCUCUCAUAGUCCUGGAGUACCAUGUGUGGCCUGGCAGGGCUGUCUCAGCAGCCGGGUCAGCACCUGGCCAGCCCGCAGAGCCUCGUGGAUCCCCAACUGCCACCACUCCGCUUGCUCGUGAAUGGCAAACUGCAGUUCUUUUUCAGCAGUCUAUCAAGGCAGCCCAGUACGUCCAAAACAACCCCAUCACAGCCCAAGGAAUGUUUGUUUCUGCCGCAGCCAGGGCUCUGCAGCCACAGUACGGCUACGCCAUGCACCCCCACUGGGUGUCACUGCUGUGCUCCUCUCUGCCGUACUUGGGUCGCUCAUUAGGCAUCAUCGUGGCUCCACUCAUCAGUCAGAUCUGCAGGAACCUGGAUGAACUGGUUAAGCUUUCAGAGCAUGAAGGAGGAAAGACAAAUCAGAGCCUCAGUGGCAGGAGGGAAAACAUUGCUCCUGACUACCCUCUGACUCUGCUAGAAGGCCUGACCACCAUUACACACUAUUGUCUUCUGGACAACAAGAGGUCCUUUGUUGCCUGUGACCCUGUGGAUGUCCGUAAUGCACGCAACGCUGUGAUUGAAGCACUCCCACACAUGCUCAGUAGCAUGGCAUUGUUAUGGGGGGUGGUCAUGAGGGAAGAGUUGCAGAGGCGGUCAUCGGACGCUGCCCAGAGCAGUAGACACACUUCUACCUCUGUCUACUUUAAAAGCACCAAGAUCUUACGGCAGCGGAUACUGGAGUUCCUGGUCCCUCUAACUGGGCAGUAUGGGAUUCAGCUGAUGGCUUCACUGGGAGCAGUGUGGAGCAGCAGGAAGAGUAAAAAGAGACAUAAAAACAAAGUUUUACCUGUGGCCAGUGAGUCUCGUCUAACCAUUGUGUCUCUGGUGAAGUCUUUGCACACCUUGCCAACAGAUGCCAUCCUACAAUUGGUCAAGGAAGUAGUGAAAAAGCCACACCAGAUCAAAGGAGAACAGAAGUCAAGCCUGGUAGAUAUCCCCAUGUUACAGUUCAGCUACGCCUACAUCCAAAGCCUUUCAGCUCAGACCCUGCAAGAAAACGUGGCUCCUCUCCUCAGUCUGUUACGGGAGUCUGUCCAGCUCAACCUGGCUCCGCCUGGACACUUCUUGUUGCUGGGAAUACUCAACGACUUUGUCAAUAGGCUCCCCAACCUGGACAAUAAGAAAGACACUAGAGAUCUGCAGGAGGUGACUCAGCGGAUCCUCGAGGCAGCGGGUGGGAUCGCAGGAUCAUCUCUGGAGCAGACCAGUUGGCUCAGCCGCAGCCUUGAGGUCAAAGUUCAGCCACAGGUGUGCCCUGAAGCAGACGAACCUGAUGAUGCAGAAGCGGAUGGUGACCAUUAUGAGUCAUUGGCUCAAGCCAGCACCAUGGUUUCCUCUUCAGUUCCUUCAGUUUACAGCGUGCAAGCUCUUGUACUCCUGGCUGAGGUCUUGGCACCACUUCUGGACAUGGUAUAUCGCAGCGAUGAGAAGGAGAAAGCAAUUCCUCUCAUUUCUCGGCUCAUGUACUAUGUUUUCCCCUACCUGAAGAACCACAGUGCCUACAACAUGCCCAGCUUUGAAGCAGGUGCUCAGCUGCUGAGCAGUCUAAGUGGGUAUGCCUAUACCAAAAGGGCCUGGAGGAAAGAGGUCUUUGAGCUCUUCAUGGACCCCCUCUUCUUCACCAUGGAUGCCUCCUGUGCUGCCAGUUGGAAAUCCAUCAUUGACCACCUACUGACUCAUGAAAAGACCAUGUUUAAAGACCUAAUGAGCAUGCAGAGUGGCUCCCUGAAACUGUUUACCAAUGUAGACCAGAAACCCAUGCUGCUGAAGCGCCAGGCGUUUGCUAUGUUCAGUGGAGAACUCGACCAGUAUCAUCUCUACCUGCCCCUCAUUCAAGAACGACUCACUGAGGCUUUGCGUAUGAACCCUAGCCCUGGUGUUUCAGCCCAGAUGUUCCUGAUGUUUCGUGUUCUCUUGUUGCGGAUUUCAUCCCAGCACCUCACAUCUCUCUGGCCAAUCAUGGUCACAGAACUGAUUCGCAUAUUUGCACGUCUAGAGAAAGCGUUGCAGAUAGAAAAAGAUGUCUCAAAGCUGGCUAAAGUGGUGCGCGGAGCCCUUGACAAGAAUGGACCCGUUAAUUUCUCUCAGGCAGAGUUGGGCAUGUACCUGUCAGCCUGCAAGUUUCUGGACACCUCCCUGGCUUUUCCUCCAGAGAGGAUGCCACUCUUUCAGAUGUAUCGUUGGGCAUUUGUCCCUGAGGUGGAUGUGAACCGCUACAGCGGCCCAGAGAAUGCUCUGAUGGAAGGCGAGCAGGAGUGCCGACCGCAUGUGGUCAAAGUACUGGAAGCGAUACAGCAGCGAUAUGGGGCAAUGAGUGGGCUGAGUGAGGAAUCGUCCACAGAGCAUUUGGAGUUCCCCCUCCUCACCCAACGCUCCCUGUCGUCCAUCACCCAGCUAUUGCCCUUCCUCCGCACCCUUUGCUGUUCAUUCCAGUGCCCUCCUCCAUACAGCCAUCCAAUGCAACACUUUCCAGUAGCAGAGUACCCAGCAGCCAGUGCAGAUACAGUACUGAAGAGACUGGAGUGCAUCACUGAAGAAGAGUUCCUUGACUGCAUGGAGAGUUAGAACUCGAGCAUGACACUUUCAUGAACUAAGUCCUCUUCUAAAGCUCUUUGACCUGCAGCCAUAUGAGUGGAAUAACUUAAAUAGGCCCAGGCGUUGAUAAUGUUGUAUUGUGAACCAGGAAAAAAAGGAAAUGUUUUGGAAUUCUGUUUUUUAAUGUUUUAACUUGUCUAAACUCCACAUAAAUACAUGUAACUCUGAGGUGCUGCCACACUGAAUCUGUAAUGCAAAAAUUGGACUUUGUUGUUGUUAUUUCAGUGGGCUUUUUAGAUAUCUGAAAAAAAACAUGAUGAAGUAUUAAUUACAACUUACUGUGGAAUGCAUAUUUUUCUCUAAAGGUUGAGUGUAUAUGAAAUAUUCACACAUUGAGAUUAUGUCGGUUUACUUGAUAUGGUUAAAAACUAAAAAUGGUUCCACUAAAAAUAGGUUUUGUUUAAACCAACUUCAAAUGUUUACCUAUUGUUAUUAUUAGGCAUGCCUCUAAUAAUAACAGUAGUCCCAGUAAAUCAUUUUUAGUUUUAACACCAGAAACAGAUUCACUGUGAAGAACCUCAUUAAGUAUUGUUAAUGUCUUCUUUCAGACUUUAGCAUAACCUCUAGUUAACAACACAUCCUGCUAUGUGUAUAAUGUCUGUCUGACUCCGGGAAUGUAAAGGCUGCAGUAUAUGGCUGCUGUUGUAAAGGUACUUUCUCUUGCUAUUCAUUACGGGACCUCACAAACCUGGCUAAGAUUUGUGUUAAGAGUCGUAUGAUUAAGUUACUGAAUGUGAUUUGUGUACUCUAGGAAAACCCUUUGAAAUGUUGUUGGGUGCACCCUGCUUAAAUACAUGCUUGCCAAUUUUGGUGUUCAAGGGAAAUCAGCCUUUCUUUGUAAUUGUUUGUGGAUAGUUUUUGCAACUGCCUGUUGUCUUUCUUUCCACAAUGCUGAAUGUCUGUAAUUUAUUUAGGAUGUCAAAAGGACCAUGUCAAGUUUUGAAUUAACAGAACAAGAUUCAUUAAAUUACAUAUUAAGCUUAAA
Molecule: messenger RNA, 8079 nt
Organism: Centropristis striata (black sea bass)
Lineage: Eukaryota; Metazoa; Chordata; Actinopteri; Perciformes; Serranidae
Gene: dop1b
Product: DOP1 leucine zipper like protein B
Exons: 38
Coding region: 201-7064 (2287 amino acids)
Biological process (GO): Golgi to endosome transport
Cellular component (GO): trans-Golgi network; endosome
Source: RefSeq, a predicted model, not a curated record